AUGUCUCCUGAAGCAUCUUGUGAGCCACCAUCUCGGUCCCUCCAGGGCAAAGUGGCCAUCAUCACGGGGGCUGGAUGUGCAGGCGAGGGAAUCGGCAAUGGUCGAGCCUGCGCAAUCCUGCUCGCCGACGAAGGCUGCAGUGUGAUAUGUCUCGAUCGUGACCUGGCAUGGGCUGAAAAGACGGCCGAGCUUGCCAAUAGCAGACCCGGACAAGGAAAGGCCAUCGCCAUGCAGGGCGACGUGACGUCGGCCGUGGAUUGUGAGAAGACCGUCCAGUUAGCCCUCGCACAAUUCGGCCGGCUCGACAUUCUCGUCAACAAUGUUGGGGUAGCUGGCGCGCCAGGGUCUGCCGCUGAGGUUGACAUGGAAAGCUGGGCAAAGGGUCUGGAGAUCAAUGUCUCGAGUAUGGUGCUCAUGGCCAAAUACGCGAUACCUGCCAUGCGUCAAAAUCAUGGCGAGCUCAAAGGCUCCAUAAUCAACAUGGGCAGCGUGGCCGGUCUCAAGGGGGGAACACCUCAUCUCCUGUACCCCACUAGCAAGGGUGCUGUGGUGAAUAUGACCCGAGCUAUGGCAGCUCACCACGCCAAAGAUGGGAUCCGCGUCAACUGUGUCUGCCCUGGGAUGCUAUAUACACCCAUGAUGUAUGCGAAGGGGAUGAGCGAAGAGGCGCGAGCGGCAAGGAAGGCAAGGAGUCUACUGGGGACAGAAGGUACCGGAUGGGACUGUGCGUGCGCUGUUACUUUUCUUGCGAGUGACCAUGCCAGGUGGAUUACGGGAGUCAUAUUGCCUGUAGACGCUGGCACAACAGCCGCUGUUGGCAUCGGAAUGCCGACAAGUGCAAGUGUCAACGGAUAG
Thyridium curvatum is the source of this 855-nucleotide messenger RNA. RefSeq lists its product as uncharacterized. The transcript is spliced from 2 exons. The coding region runs from base 1 to 855 and encodes 284 amino acids. Gene Ontology annotation, molecular function: oxidoreductase activity. Lineage: Eukaryota; Fungi; Ascomycota; Sordariomycetes; Thyridiales; Thyridiaceae. The record is from RefSeq and is a predicted model, not a curated record.